Messenger RNA from Sclerotinia trifoliorum, 1393 nucleotides. The record is from the annotation of a GenBank genome assembly. Lineage: Eukaryota; Fungi; Ascomycota; Leotiomycetes; Helotiales; Sclerotiniaceae.
GAAUACGAAUAUUCUUCAGACAUUUGAUUUCAAUUUUGCCAUCGUAUCAUCAAUAAUAUCAAUAUGAAUCAGGAAAUUCUCCUCACCGUUACCACCUUACAAGACUUUAUCACACAAUCAUUAAUAUCAGAUACCUCGCAAAUACGCAGCCUCACCAUCGCGAUUGACAACAAUAAAUUACCCCAAACCACUUCAAUACAGACCGAGAGCGAAAAUCGCAAUGCCACAGAAGGCACAAGACAAUUAUGGAGCCAACUAGAACGUUUCGCGAAUCUUCUCCCAGCCGUUUCGAAUCUUGCGACGUUCAGUCUCAACGUUAUUUCAAAGAGCAAGAAUGGUUUUUGGAUUCCCCGACCACUUAUCGCAAGGCUAAUCAUUGCUCUACCUCGAACAUGCAUCGCUAUUCAGAUCGACACACAAGGGCAGGAUCUCGGUGAACCGAAGUCUGCUCACCUUUGCCAUGCUAUUCGUACCAUAUUGCCACAACUGCAACAUAUGCGCCUAAGGGUUGGCACUAUAUGUAAAAACUUAUUUCGAACGGAAGCCGAGAUCAUUGAAGCACCAUACCUUGAAACAUUACUUAUUAACUGCCUCGGCAAAGGCGUUCAAGGCCACCAAGCCCGUCUCUGCAAUUCUUUCCAAGAAGAUCCAUAUUACUCUCAAUUAUUCCUUGGACAAGAAGCUGCUUCAGAUCUAGCACUCUCUAUACAAGCUCUUGUGCCACAUUGUCCACGACGCACACACAUAGCAUUGAUUGACUCUGGGAAUUGCGACGACGAGGAUCAAUCUGUUUAUGCUACUCUCAAUCGACGCAAUAUAAUGCGUAACACGAUCUACUCUAUGCCUUUCGUAACCAUAGCGCCUUUUCAGUCUGAUGGUGUUCUCCUGCGUACGCAAGACAAGGAUAUUAUAGCUGAUCUACCAGAACUACAAGCCUUUGCAGAAGAGGGAUUAUGGAAAGCUACAAGUCCUGAGGGGUUUAUGCUACCUGCAAAUUUAAUCGAAGACUGGGGUUAAAUUGCCGAUGAGCUGCCUCUAUUGGGUGUCAAUGAGUGGAAGGCCAAGUAUCCGAGGAAGUCAUGUUUGUUAUGGAUCAAUGAGCAGAAAACGGGACAAAAGUUGUUGGAGGCUGUGGAGCGGUUAGGAGUGGUUGAUGCGGUAAUUGUAAAAGAGGCCACGCCAGAGGGAUGGGAGAGAGUGGGUGAUGAUUUGUUUGCAAAGGAAUAAAUGGAAGUUGGUGGGUCAGUUGCAAUUUGAGCAAGGUUUCGUGGUUACGACCUAUAGUAGAUAUAAUAAUGAAACCAGCAAGUCGAGACCUCUGAGAUAUACAAAAUCUUACAUCCAAGGCUUAAGCUGCUAUAUUUUGUUCCGAAUUGUAAAGGCUCAAGGACUU